Messenger RNA from Nestor notabilis (Kea), 1806 nucleotides. Its product is annotated as tyrosine-protein phosphatase non-receptor type 11-like. The transcript has 14 exons. NCBI's taxonomy places the organism in Eukaryota, Metazoa, Chordata, Aves, Psittaciformes, Psittacidae. Gene Ontology annotation, molecular function: protein tyrosine phosphatase activity. Gene Ontology annotation, biological process: protein dephosphorylation. The record is from RefSeq and is a predicted model, not a curated record. The annotation marks the transcript as partial.
GUGGUUUCAUCCCAACAUCAGUGGAAUUGAGGCUGAGAAGCUGCUCCUGACCAGGGGUGUCCAUGGCAGCUUUCUGGCUCGACCCAGUAAGAGCAACCCAGGAGACUUCACUCUCUCUGUCAGAAGAAACGAUGAGGUGACACACAUCAAGAUCCAGAACACAGGGGAUUACUACGACCUGUAUGGAGGGGAGAAGUUUGCCACCCUUGCAGAGCUGGUGCAGUACUACACGGAGCAGCAAGGGCUGCUGCGGGAGAAGAACAGCAAUGUCAUCGAGCUGAAGUACCCUCUCAACUGCCAGGACCCCACCUCAGAGAGGUGGUACCACGGGCACCUCACCGGCAAGGAGGCAGAGAAGCUUCUGACGGAGAAGGGGAAACCAGGGAGCUUCCUGGUGCGGGAGAGCCAGAGCAAACCGGGAGACUUUGUCCUCUCAGUGCUGACAAAUGAGGAUAAGAUGGAGACUGGGGACCGGAAACCACACGUGACCCAUGUCAUGAUCCACUACCAGCCAGAUGGGAAGUAUGAUGUAGGGGGAGGAGAGAGGUUUGACACGCUCACAGACCUGGUGGAGCACUAUAAGAAGAACCCCAUGGUGGAGAAAUCGGGCGCUGUGGUUCAUCUGAAGCAGCCAUUCAACGCCACGCGCAUCAACGCCGCUAACAUUGAGAACAGAGUGAAGGAGCUGAACAAGAUGGCAGACCACAGUGAGAAGGCCAAGCAAGGGUUCUGGGAGGAGUUUGAGAUGCUGCAGCAGCAAGAGUGCAAGCUCCUCUACCCCAGGAAGGAGGGACAACGACCGGAGAACAAGGCAAAGAAUCGCUAUAAGAACAUCCUUCCCUUUGAUACCACACGGGUGGCUCUCCGAGACGUGGAUGAGAGCGUGCCUGGGUCCGACUACAUCAAUGCCAACUACAUCAAGAGCAUCCCUGAAGAUGGAAAGAACUCGGAGCACUGCAAGAUCUAUAUAGCCACCCAGGGCUGCCUGCAGACAACAGUGAACGACUUCUGGGCCAUGGUGUAUCAAGAGAACAGUCACGUCAUUGUAAUGACAACCAAGGAGGUGGAGCGGGGCAGGAACAAGUGCUUCCGUUACUGGCCAGACAAGAGCUGCACCAAGGAGUACGGGUGCAUCUGCGUGCGGAACGCGAGCGAGCGGGAGGCCCAGGGCUACUACCUGCGGGAGCUGGAGAUCCUCAGGACCGACAGGGAUGAGCGCCCGAGGCUGGUGAAGCACUAUCAGUAUUUCAGCUGGCCAGACCACGGGGUGCCCAAUGAGCCUGGGGGGGUUCUGAGCUUUCUGGACCAAGUGAAUCGGGCACAGCGAAGCAUUCCAGACACGGGGCCGAUCAUAGUGCACUGCAGUGCUGGAAUAGGACGCACGGGCACCAUCAUAGUGAUAGAUAUUCUGGUGGAUAUUAUUCACAGACAAGGGCUGGACUGUGACAUCGACAUCCCCAAGACCAUCCAGAUGGUGCGUCGGCAGCGCUCGGGGAUGGUGCAGACGGAGGCCCAGUACAAGUUUGUUUACAUGGCUGUGCAGCAGUACAUUGAAGCCGAGCAGAAGAGGUUGGAAGAAGAACAGAGGAGUAAAAGGAAAGAGCGGGACUACUUGAAUAUUGGCUACUCUCCCAUGGAAAAGGGCAGAGCCAAGGGGCAGCCCCCUUCACCACGGACCCACACUGUGGUUGAUGAUGAGUCAGCUUCCGUCUACGAGAACCUGAACAUCAAAAGCCCCAAGGUUUCAGGGAUGAGUAACACGGGGCGAUAAAGGAGCCGGCGUGAGCUGUGUGGAGGCUGUACAGG